GUGGAUCAACAGUGUGGAGGUUUCCAGAUGAAGCCUGUGAAGAAGGAAGAACCUGAAGAUACAGAUGAACUCAAAAUAAAGAACGAUUCCUCCUGCUCCUCAUCUUCACAUUCCUGUACAGCCCAAAAUCAGCUCCACAAUCACAUCAAGAGCUGCAGUGAUGAUAAAUAUGAUGCGCUGGUGAAAUCUGAGACUGAACAUGAGAAUCUGACGCCCACCAGAAGCUCCAUUAAUCAGCAAACGUCCUCUGAUCCUGUCAGCAUUAACACGUCUCACCAGGGGAAACAGCAAGAAGGAAACGUCUGCUCACAUUGUGGGAAGAGCUUUAGGUCCACAAGUGACCUCAGAAUACACUGGCGCAUUCACACUGGAGAGAAACCGUAUCAAUGCUUACAGUGUGGGAAGAGUUUUAAUACACAGAGUGCUUUCAAAAAACACCGGCGCAUUCACACUGGAGAGAAACCGUAUCAGUGCUCACAGUGUGGGAAGAGUUUUAGGCAACAGAGUCAUCUCAAAGAACACCAGCACAUUCACACUGGAGAGAAACCGUAUCAGUGCCCACAGUGUGGGAAGCGUUUUAAUGCACGGAGUGCUCUUAAAACACACCAGCGCAUUCACACUGGAGAGAAACCAUAUAUGUGCUUAGACUGUGGAAAGAGUUUUAAUACACGGGGUCAUCUUAAAAUCCACCAGCACAUUCACACUGGAGAGAGACCGUAUCAGUGCUUACAGUGUGGAAAAAGCUUUAAUCAACAGACUCAUCUCAAACAACACCAGCGCAUUCACACUGGAGAGAAACCGUAUCCGUGCUCACAGUGUGGGAAGAGUUUUAAUACACCGGGUCAUCUUAAAAUUCACCAGCACAUUCACACUGGGGAGAAACCGUAUCAGUGCUCACAGUGUGGGAAGAGCUUUAAGCAACAGAGUCAUCUCAAUCAACACCAGCGCAUUCACACUGGAGAGAAACCGUAUCAGUGCUCACAGUGUGGGAAAUGCUUAGCUUAUUUAUCAACUUUUAAGAAACACAAGUGUGACGCAUUCGAUUGUACCAAAUAAACAUGUGUGGGUGUGGUUCCCCUUCCA
Messenger RNA from Trichomycterus rosablanca, 1083 nucleotides. RefSeq names its product zinc finger protein 239-like. Bases 28 to 1056 code for a protein of 342 amino acids. The record is from RefSeq and is a predicted model, not a curated record. Gene Ontology annotation, molecular function: DNA-binding transcription factor activity, RNA polymerase II-specific. Gene Ontology annotation, cellular component: nucleus. Gene Ontology annotation, biological process: regulation of transcription by RNA polymerase II. NCBI's taxonomy places the organism in Eukaryota, Metazoa, Chordata, Actinopteri, Siluriformes, Trichomycteridae. The transcript is spliced from 2 exons.